UCUUUGAACAGUAGUUACAGAAAACCGCUUACGAUUCAAAAGUACCCGGCAAGCAAUUGAUAUUUAAGCGAUUUGUUUUUGUGCCACUCAGUAACGCCAAAUACACGCACAAGAACGCGUCCCGCUCAUUAUUAAACAGAUCAAAGGUUAACGACUACAGAUAAUCAUUGCGCAGCUAUCGAUCAGGCUUCGCAUGACAAUGAAUUUAUUAAAAAAAUCAAGACAUGACGACUGUGAUUGAUCGACAUUGACACAGUCUACGUCAUUAGUUCGUUCUCGUCCGGUUUCAUAAUUAGAUAAUUGCGUAUUCCAGGAGCGAGUCGGCGAAGAUAGUGCGCGCGCUCAUCGCAGAAUAAUUAAAUUCACGAGUUCGGGGCUAUAACCUAGAAAUUUUGAAAAAUCGUUAGAAAACACGCGGCAACACACUUUCGCACGGAAUGUGGGUGUUUUUCACGAGUGAAUUUAGUGUUCGAUAAUGGCAAACGCUUUCCAUUAAACUGGUGCACGAACCGCGCGUUUUGAUUCAUUAUUAUUAUAUAAUACGAGUGUCCAAACAGCGGAACAUCUAAGGCGCACACUGAAUAACACACAAUGUCGGACUUAGAGGGUUAUCACGUGAAUAAAUCCGAGCGGGGAAAAUGCAUCAGGGUACGAAAAUUAUUCUCCCUGAUCACUGUCGAACCCACGAUGAUUUUGUACAUGAUGGCAUUCAUGACCACAUCGGUGGUGGAACAAGCUCUCUUCGUUGAUAAAGCCUGCCGGGUGAAUCAUAACUACACCAAAGAGAUUUGCGACGACAUUGCUAAUCCCAAGUACAAAGAUAUUAACAAAGAAGUACAAGUGACAGUCUCCGAAUUUCAUCAAUGGAACGAUAUUGCUGGGCAUGUAAUUCCCAUUAUCUUAGCAUUUUUCGUCGGAGCGUGGUCUGACAAGCGCGGGCGGAAAAUUCCACUAUUACUCGGCCUGAUUGGAAAGUUCUACUACUCAGUAAUGAUCGUCGUCAAUACACUACAGCCCACCUGGCCAGUGGAAUACAUAAUCUACACCGCCACGUUUCCAUCAACACUCACCGGUGCUGAUGUUGCCAUUUUCGCCGCUGCGUUCACGUAUCUCUUCGAUGUAUCCUCACCCACCAAUCGUACCCUGCGUGUAACAAUUCUUGAAGUUUGUUAUCUCGCUACAAUGCCCACUGGUAUCGCCCUCGGCAAAUACCUCUUCAGCAAUGUCACCGCGCGUUCAUUCACCACCAUGUUCAUCAUAAACGCCUCGCUGCUCUUGGCUAGUUUAAUAUACUCGAUGAUUUUCCUAAAAUGGCGCACGUCGGAGAUGCAGCGGCCAUUACGCGAAGCCAACUGUAUUCUCACAGACUUUUUCGAUUACAAACACGUCGUGUCGACGUUCCAAACGCUCGGAAAGAAGCGCGCCAUGGGUAGACGCACUUAUCUACUGCUGAUGAUUGUCGCCAUGGGUUUCUACAGUUUCCAGAGGGACGAAAAAGGCAUGAGCUAUUUAUUCUUCCAACUGGAGCACAAGUGGUCGUUCGAUCAGAACAGCAACUUUCGGACGUUCAUCAGUGCCGUGCAGGAUGUCAUCCUUUUGCUGGCGAUGCCACUGAUGACAAAAGUCUUCGGCUGGCGCGAUACGUUCAUCAUGAUGAUCGGUGCAGCGUGUCACAGCAUUGCGCGCUUGUUCUAUGCAUUCGCUGAUGUAACAUGGUUAAUAUACAUUGGGGGUGCAUUCGCUGCAUGUGGACCAAUUGUUGCGCCGGUUCUGCGGUCAAUUACCUCCAAACUAGUGCCAGUGAGCGAACGCGGAAAAGCGUUUUCCAUGCUCUCCGUAACCGACAAUGCAAUCACACUCUUUUCGGGUAUUGUGUACAAUCAAGUGUACAAACUCUCCAUCCACACCAAUCCCGAGGCGAUUUUUUAUGUGACAAUCGCCACGCAGAUGGCUGUCUUCCUCAUCGCAUUUUACAUUCACUGUCAUGCCAAUGAUACUCAACUCUGCCAUAAGGACGAUUACGACACAGAAGAAAGUAAUCCAUUCCCAACGUAAUUCAUACAAAUAUUUUUGUAUCCAUUUUGUAACGCUAUACGUACUUUCCUUCGGGUUUUCUAACUUUUAUACUCCACAUAAAUCAUACGUAAUGAAGCGUAGCGAGGGAAUUCAGGUUCAGCUGCGUUUGUUUAUGUUUUCAUUUUAUUUUACUUAACAAUAAACUCUUUGAUGUAAUCAA
This is a messenger RNA of Dalotia coriaria, 2236 nucleotides long. Its product is annotated as probable peptidoglycan muropeptide transporter SLC46. The transcript is spliced from 5 exons. Gene Ontology annotation, molecular function: transmembrane transporter activity. Bases 592 to 2055 code for a protein of 487 amino acids. The record is from RefSeq and is a predicted model, not a curated record. Gene Ontology annotation, cellular component: membrane. NCBI's taxonomy places the organism in Eukaryota, Metazoa, Arthropoda, Insecta, Coleoptera, Staphylinidae. Gene Ontology annotation, biological process: transmembrane transport.